Pocillopora damicornis (cauliflower coral) is the source of this 2024-nucleotide messenger RNA. Its product is annotated as serine protease inhibitor dipetalogastin. Gene Ontology annotation, molecular function: protein binding. The record is from RefSeq and is a predicted model, not a curated record. Gene Ontology annotation, cellular component: extracellular region. NCBI's taxonomy places the organism in Eukaryota, Metazoa, Cnidaria, Anthozoa, Scleractinia, Pocilloporidae.
UGUCACUGAUGCAUCUCAAGAGUUGUGAAUGAAAGGUAUGAAAGCUUUAGCUCUCUUGUAAACCAAGGGGUAUGGGGUCAGGCAUGUAAUCAGUGGAUAUACAAGUAAGUUCUUAUCACCGAGGGAUCAGUUCGAAUUCUGCCACGACGCGAGACGGUUCGUCAGGCCUUUUGUCGGCACUUUACCACGAUCGCUUGACUGCCAGUGAAGAACGCCCUCAAUUCAUCAUGAAGAAAACUUUUGUCUUUUUUGUUGCUGUGAUGCUAAUAUCAGUUGCAGUUAUUGAAGCGAAAAAGAGAAAAUCCAAAGGGCGUGAUAGAACGUGCAAUCGAUCAUGCCAAGGCUUCAGAGUGAAAAAAUCUUUGUGUGGGAGCGACGGUAAAACGUACAAGAACUUUUGUCUGUUCAACAAAGCAAGGUGUAAAGCCAAUAAAACUGGCGUCAGUCUGACAGUAGAGCACACCGGAUCUUGCCGCUGCUCUAAAGUACUUCCCAAAUGCGAUCAGGAUGGCAACUCCACGAAACAAGCCAUGUGCGGAAGCGACAAUACCACUUAUGAAUCAUUUUGUUCCUUUCGUGUCGCGAGGUGCGAAGCGAAGCAAAACAAAACCAGGUUGACGGUGCUGUAUAAGGGGGAGUGUAAAAAGCAGAAAAAAACAAGAGUGUGCCCGAAUUUGGGCCAAUGUUACAUUAAAGAACAGCCCGUCUGUGGCAGCGACAAAAAGACUUACAGAAAUCCUUGUUUCUUUCGGGUUUCAAAGUGCAUCGCUAAACGGCAGAACCAGAAGUUGACUAUCAAGAAGAGAGGGGCGUGUGGCAAACGGAAACCUUCCAAAUCGUGUCCAAAAAAGUGUCCAACUAAAUAUCGACCCGUGUGUGGCACAGAUAAUAAGACGUACGAAAACAGCUGUCUUCUAUCCAUUGCCAAAUGUGCACUGCCCAAGAAAAACAGGAACUCUCUUCAGUUGCAGUAUAAUGGACCUUGCAGUUCGCCGACCACCCCAAAGCCUUGCCCUAGAUGGGAGGACUGCAAAAUUGUGAGGAAACCCGUGUGUGGGUCGGACGGGAAAACGUACCCUAACUUGUGCGUCUUCCGGAUCACAAAGUGUCUUGCAAGGAGAAACGAGCAAAAGCCUCUAAAGCUAAAAUACAAAAAGGCGUGCAGGAAACGAAAAAAUAAGAAGGAUAAAAGAAAGGAAAAAAAGAGAAAGGGAGGGAAGAAAAAUGGUAAAGGGAAGUCUGGUUCCAAAGGAAAAAACAAGAGGGGAGACUAGCGACAUAUUGAAAAUACCACGGCCAGUUUAACUUGUUACGGAGAAUCACCUUCGACCGCAGCGUCUAAUGAACGUAGUCCGUUAAGUGGAUCUCUAAAGGCUCUGAAACUCCUCAUGUUGAAGUUGAGGCUAAAUGCGAGGCUUCUCUUGUAUAAAUGCGAUAAAUCUGCUUGAGAAUAAACAAAAUCAAUAGUUUUAAGCCACUUUUUAAAGCAGAUUUUGUAAUUUCGGGAAUGGCCCAUUGCUUCAGCAGAAAACAUGCGUACCGUGUAGCAUUUGAACUACUAUUCUUGAAAAGGAAAAAAAAAAAAAUAGACAUGCUGUUGGGCGCACGAAACACUGGUCGAAGCCGGAUUUUUUCUCCUAAUUAUUUAGUGCACAGAUAAGUACUGAAACAGGAAUUCUAGUCAAAACAGAUAGCUCUUAUAACCGUAGCAUCGAUCGGUGAUAGGUAACUAAUCGUUCUUAUGACUGUCUUGAAUUUUGGAAUUGAUUCGUAGACCACAUCCUAUCUUUAGAAUUUCUGCACAGUCUUGAUGAAAGAGGCUCAUGCGCCAUGCUAGUAAAAAAAAAAAACUGGGUCUGCAGGAAAAGUAAUGAUUACGGUAAACCUUCUUCUUAAUUAUCCUUCUCGUCCUUGGAGUCAGUUUGGUAUUUUCUAAAUAUUUUGCUAAGUAUCAAAACGGUCAUAAAAUUGCUGAGGCAUGGCCUUCGUCUGCCUACCGAUUACAGUCUAGUCAUAAAUGAUAA